This is a messenger RNA of Caenorhabditis remanei, 606 nucleotides long. RefSeq lists its product as uncharacterized. The transcript has 4 exons. Bases 1 to 606 code for a protein of 201 amino acids. The record is from RefSeq and is a predicted model, not a curated record. NCBI's taxonomy places the organism in Eukaryota, Metazoa, Nematoda, Chromadorea, Rhabditida, Rhabditidae. Gene Ontology annotation, cellular component: membrane. Gene Ontology annotation, molecular function: monoatomic cation transmembrane transporter activity. Gene Ontology annotation, biological process: transmembrane transport; monoatomic cation transport.
AUGGGAAUUGCCAAUACUCUUCUUGUUAUGGAGUCGAUUCGCUCGAUUGUGGGAGGAGAUAUAAAUCCUGUAAUGGAUGUUCCAACUCUUUCGAUUAUGCUUGGUGGAUCUGCUGUUAAAGUAAUUCUCUGUCUCAUCUGUUAUCGUCGUGGUUCCAGUUCCACCACAGUUCUUGCAAUGGAUAUGAGAAACGAUAUUGCCACGUCAAUCGUUGCAAUUGUGUGCGCAACAAUUGGAGAUCGUUAUUGGCCUUAUGCUGAUCCAAUAGGAGCUAUUCUUGUUUGUGGCGUCAUUGCAACUUCAUGGUAUGGACAUGCACUGGGACAUGUACCUCAUUUGGUUGGGAAACGAGCAGAGGGAGACAAUUUGUCAAGGAUUCUGAAGAUUGUGAUAGAGCACGAUCCCCGGAUAAAAUAUGUUGAUCAUGUGAUGGUUUACCACACGACUCUUGAAGCGUUGGCUGAAGUUCAUAUUGUGAUGGAUGAGAAUCUUCCAUUGAGAACAACACAUGACAUUGCACAAGGACUGGAACAGAAGUUGAUGCUUUUGAGCUUUGUUGAGAGAUGUUUUGUACAUUGUGAUUAUGAAUGUGAUGGAGAUAAGUAG